UGCAUACAACGAUUCUAUUGGUUGAAUAAUAACCUGGGUGUUACCUACAGAGCACAGCACCAAACCAACCAGACUGUAAACUAUAUAACAUUCAAGACUCAGGUUGCCGAAGAAACUACAGACAUUUUGAAGAAGUUAGAGMAAUUGGUGUCGCUGUUAUAUUUAAGGCUAACUGAAUGCAUAGUUAGUGAGUAGAGUACUUGCUAAAGGUAUUGAAAGUGGAAAACAUUUGAAGUGUUCUUGCUAACAUAGGAAUCACACAGAAGUACCAGAACGAACACCGCUACACAGCGUAAAUUCUGACGAAAUGGGAGUGCUUUAGAGGAAUUCAAUGCGGACUGUCCAGGUGAUGUCAUUAGAAGUUCAGUAGCAACCAUGGAAAUUCAAGACUGGAAAAAGUUUUUCUUGUAUGACAAUCUUAGGGUAGAAACUAUCCGUCAACUUGAUGCUUAUAUCAAAGAUGGAAAGGGCACUCUAGCUGAGCUCAAAGAUCGUUUUCGUACAUUUCUCUCUGAACUCACUGUUAAUAAACGAAAAAAAAUUGAUACUGUAGAAAAGUUUGUAGAAGCCUUGGAAAAACAAAGUCUUAUCGGAGCAAACGAUGUGAAGUUAUUAAAAGUGUUAGCUGAGAAGAUUGGAUUAGAAGAAUUGAAGCAAAAAGUUGAGAAAUACGAAGCUGAUUGUUCGGGUGAUGCCAUUAGAUGUUUACCAACCAUGGGAAUUCAAGACUCGAAAAAGCGUUUUUCGUAUGACUAUCUUAGGGUAGAAACUAUCCGUCAACUUCAAGCUUAUAUCGCAGAUGGAAAGGGCACUCUAGCUGAGCUCAAAGAUUGUUUUCGUGGAUCUCUCCCUGAACUCACUGAAAAUGAACUAAAAGAAAUCAGUGAUGUAAAUAAACUUGUAAAAGUCUUGGAAGAACAAGGUGUAAUUAAAGUAGACAAUGUGAAGUUAUUAAAAGUGUUAGCUGAGAAGAGUGGAUUAGAAGAACUGAAGCAAAAAGUUGGGGAGUACGAAGCGGAUAAUGCAGGAAUAUUCAGGAGAACACUCAAUGCUGCAAAAGGAGCUUCAGGUUUUAUAUGGGACAGGUUUAAAGGAACAGUGAUACAUUUGAAGACUGAAAUAUCAGUAAAAGGAGUUCUACUAACCUUAGCAGGAGCAACCUUUAUUGGUAUAUAUGGGAUGGAUCUUGAAAAACUGCAAUACUUUGAAAGACUUAUAGGGCUUUUGGAUCGAGUGGUUGCACUCUUUAGUGGCUCGGUUGUUAUCGUCUUAAAACUCUCAAGCAUUUCAUCACUAAAACGUCUAUGGCAGAGCUACAAGGAUGGCUCGUUGAAAGAAAAACUGAAAAAAUCCCUCAAUGAGGAGGAAGAAUUGAAGGAACUGAGCCAAGGAGAAGAGAUUGAUGUGGAGGUUACAAUAGAUGAGGAAGAAUACCAUGCAGUUCUUUGGAAUCUUAUCCUCUUGGAUGUAAAAGGUAAAUCAAUGAAGAAUGGUAAAAGUCAGCGAAGGCACUCAGUAUGCUAUGAACGAGAUGUCUCUGAAGACAGAAGUAAACCAAUGGAUGUUAAAGGUAAACCAAUGAAGAAUGCUAGAAUAAAGCGCAGGCACUCAGUAUGCUGUGAACGAGAUGUUCCUGAAGACAUGGAUCCGAAAGGUAAAUCAAUGAAGUUUGAUAAAAGUCAGCGCAGGGAACGAGAUGUUCCUGAAGACAGCAGUAAAGCAAUGGAUAUAAAAGCAGCAAUAUAG
Molecule: messenger RNA, 1746 nt
Organism: Actinia tenebrosa (Australian red waratah sea anemone)
Lineage: Eukaryota; Metazoa; Cnidaria; Anthozoa; Actiniaria; Actiniidae
Cellular component (GO): cytoplasm
Molecular function (GO): protein binding
Source: RefSeq, a predicted model, not a curated record